GUGUCAGCAGAGAAGAAACUUAAUACUCGGGGGCUGAGGGGUAGAAGGCUUUGCCUGCACAGAUGGGGAUGGUUUGGGGCCCAUUUAAAUGGGCAGGGAUGUGCUCUGUGGGAUCUGCCAUCUCCUGCUUUUCCCCAGUCUGAGAACAGCUCAGAUCAUUUCUGGAACUUGCAAAGCUUCCCGGGCGGCAGAUGGAUGAGGUCUCUUUGGAGUCUGUCAAGCUAUGAGUGCUUCUGCCCAAAGGUUGACCCUCUUUUGGAGGAACCCUGAGCUCCUCACCUGACAAGGAGAGGUUUGUAGCAGCAGAAGUCCUUCUGCUCUUGGAGCAAAGAGGCGCCAACAGAAAUAACUGAUGUGACCAUAGAGACAAAGUGCUUUGGGAAGACACCAAUUCAGAAAGGAGGGAGCUGCUUGCCUUUGAUCAUCUUGUGGACUCUCCUAGGGCUCUUUUCCUUUGGGCAGCACUGAAAAUAUGUGAGUGAAUUAAGAUGUUCCCUUGUUCUGGGAUUUCAGCUGUGAACUCGCCCAUCUGCUGCCUGAAGCCAACAGCGGAUGAAGGAUACUGUAUUUGUUAGAGGAAAGAAGACGUUACUUUCUGUAGGUCUGAAAACAAAAGCAAUGCUCCUUUCCCCUUCCCUUUCAAGGGCAGUGUACAGAGAGAAAAAGAAGUGUCCCAGAUAAGCACAGUUCAAGAUUCCAGCAACUUAGUGAUGUUGCCCACGCAGAUGGAGUGAAGACUGGAAAACAGCUGAAAACUGGAGAGCAGCGCAUGUUGUAUGGACAUGAAGAUGCCAUCAGCAUCUUCAAAACCCUGGGUCCUGCCUGUGAACUUAACAGAGAGACCUGUCUGCAAAAUUGUUCCAAGUAGACCUCAGCCCCGCUGCUUCCUUCUGCCAGUGGGCUUGGAACUCUGGGUUUAUGUUCAGAAAAUGCGCAACCUGAAGAAGAAGAGAAUGGAGGCGUCCUGCUUGGAACUGGCCCUGGAAGGAGAGCGCUUGUGCAAGGCUGGGGACUUCAAGGCUGGGGCAGCCUUCUUCGAAGCAGCGGUGCAGGUGGGGACAGAGGACCUGAAGACUCUCAGUGCCAUCUACAGUCAGCUGGGCAAUGCCUAUUUCUACCUAAAGGAGUACUCCAAGGCCCUGGAGUACCAUAAACACGACCUUACCCUGGCCAGAACCAUUGGGGACCGCAUCGGAGAAGCCAAGGCAAGUGGCAACCUCGGGAAUACAUUGAAAAUCCUCGGGCAGUUUGAUGAAGCUGUUGUUUGUUGCCAGAGACACUUGGACAUUUCUCAGGAGCAGGGAGACAAGGUAGGUGAAGCCAGAGCACUCUAUAAUAUAGGAAAUGUUUACCAUGCAAAAGGAAAGCACUUAUCUUGGAACAUGGCCCAGGAUCCAGGCUACCUGCCUCAAGAAGUCAAGGAGACGCUACAGAAAGCUUCAGAAUAUUAUGAGAGGAACCUGUCCCUGGUGAAGGAGCUGGGGGACAGAGCCGCGCAGGGCCGUGCUUACGGCAACCUCGGCAACACCCAGUACUUGCUUGGCAACUUCAGUGAAGCUAUAGCCUUCCACAAGGAGCGCCUUGCUAUUGCGAAGGAGUUUGGGGACAAGGCAGCCGAGCGGCGAGCCUACAGCAACCUGGGCAACGCACACAUCUUCCUUGGGAGGUUUGACAUCUCCGCUGAGUACUACAAGAAAACACUCCAGCUCUCCAGACAACUCAAAGAUCAAGCAGUAGAAGCCCAGGCUUGCUACAGUCUUGGAAACACGUACACACUGCUUCAAGAUUAUGAAAGAGCCAUCGAGUACCACCUAAAACACCUGGUGAUAGCACAGGAGCUGGGAGACAGGGUGGGAGAAGGAAGAGCCUGCUGGAGUCUCGGAAAUGCCUAUGUCUCCCUGGGGAGCCAUGAACAAGCUUUGCACUUCGCAAGGAAACAUCUUGAAAUCUCCCAAGAGAUCGGGGACCGGAACGGUGAGCUGACGGCACAGGUGAACAUGGCCCAGCUCAAGACAGCCCUUGGCCUGGGCCCCGGGGAUGAGGACAUGGGUACAGCUCAUCACUAUUCUGGCUAUGAAGCACAAGGAGCCAGGCCAAAGAGACUCCAAAGGAACAGCAUGGACAGCUUAGACCUCCUGAAGUUCCCUUCUGAAAAGGACCAGAAUGGGGACAGCCAUCAUGUGGGAGACAUGAAGAUCUCAGGAAAAGAGUUCUUGUCCUUACCUGCGAGGUCAAAGAAAUACCGAGAGCACCAAUCCAGUUCAGAGAGAAAGUCCCAGGGGUCAAGUACGUCGCCACUGGAUACCAGUGAAGUCCGAGUCCAGGUGUCACAGUCGAAAAUCAACCGGACCCCUUCGGAUGAGGAAUGCUUCUUUGACUUGUUGAGCAAGUUCCAGAGCAACCGGAUGGAUGAUCAGCGCUGCCCGUUGGAGGAAUGCCCAUCGGAGGCUGCCGAGGCAGCUGCCACACCGGUCCCUGCCCUGGAAGAACGGAUAUCACAGUCCUCCCUAAUGGCGUCUCCGCAAACGGAGGAGUUCUUCGAUCUCAUCGCCAGCUCCCAGAGCCGACGGCUGGAUGACCAACGCGCCAACGUGGGCAACCUGCCCGGCCUGCGGAUAACACACAACAACAUGGGGCACCUGCGCGUGGAGGGGGAUGCCCAGGAGCCCGGGGACGAGUUCUUCAACAUGCUCAUGAAGUGUCAGUCCUCCAGGAUCGAUGACCAGCGCUGUGCCCCCCCAGACUCCAUCCCCCGCGGCCCCACCAUGCCGGAUGAAGAUUUUUUCAGCCUCAUCCAGCGUGUCCAGGCCAAACGCAUGGAUGAGCAGCGGGUGGAUUUGGCCUCAGCCCAGGAGGAGGCAGCAGAGGAGCAGCAGAGGCCUGGUUCCAGCUAAGAACUGGGGUUUGGCUUGGGGAGGGAGUUGUUUUGGUUUCAUUUCUGUUUUUAAAAAGGAAAAAAAAAAAAAGUGUAGGUGGUUUCAAAGCCAAGUGUCCCUACGCUCCAGGAGCUGCCCCCUCCCCAGCACAGCAGGGCCCAGCUGCCGGGGGACGGGUUUUAAACAAGGGGGUUCUUGGGACAUGCGGCCGCUGUAACACCGGGCACAGCAUGAGGGAAGACAACUUUGGCAGCCCCUUUGCUGAUCACCUAAAAAUCCAGAAACUUCUGUUGACGGCCAAAGGAGGAGCCCGGAGUGGGUGGUUGACUCCAGCCUGGAUGUCUUUUAUUGCCACAACACUUCUAAGUUAACAGGGGAAGGGAAGAGCACCUUUUCCAUUCUGAAGCCCUCCUGUCUUGCCUGCAGAACAAGGUGACACAAAUUGCUCUGGAUCCUUCCCUGGAACAUCUCGCUCAGAUCUGUUCUUCCUGCAGGAGGAAAUGAGCCCAAGUCAGAGGCCACACCAGUCCUUUUAAACCUCACCCCAGCCACAGUCGUGGUCCUACACACCUUAAAAGUUUAUUUUAGGUUUGCUGAGGCCUCUGCAGCGAGCCCUGUGCCACCCCUGCUGCUCCCCAGCCACAGAGCUGAGCCAGCGCCCCCCAGCAGGGGCAAAGCCUCGCUCCCCCCGAGCUUUACUGAGCUCUGGUCACCUCUAGAGAACAGCCCUGAAGCAAAGCCCAGCCUCUGCCUGGGACAAAGCCUGAGGGGCCUGUGGGGGCAAGGGGUCCUCUGCCUGUCUGCUCAGCACCGGGCAGAUGGGGGCAACUCACCUCUGAGGGUGGUGCUGAGCCCCCAGCCCCGGCAGGACCGUCCCAGGUGCAGGUGAGCACGCCCGAGGCCGGCGUUCAGCAGGGACCCACUUCAGGAGCCAGCAGUUUUCUGGCCAAGGACUAUCGGGAGAGCAAGUGGAACCAGCCCCUCCCUCCUCCCCGUGGGGGUCAGGGCCCUUCCCUCCCCUCGCUUCUCCCCAGACCAGCGCCCCACAGGCCCUGGCUCUUGGCGCAGCACCCCGGUUCUGCCCCCUCUGUCUCCACACACGGAGCCUCCCGAGGGCUCCAGACCUGGGUGCUGGCUGGGAAGUCGGUUCCACCCCCAACACAAGCCAAGAGUCUCCAUUUACUUUCAUUCCUUCUCCUCUUGGAGCAGUUGGAAAAGCCAAGCCCAGAAGGAGGGGAGCAGGAAUCUUAACUUCAAGGAGGUGGAGUAUUUUUUCUUUGCUUGACCAGAUCUUGGACUUCAGAAACUCCAGUACCAAGUCUGCCAAAGCAGAUAUGUUCCUUUAGAGAACAAAUCAGCACUUUCUAUUUGAAAUGCAUUUGAUGGAAACAUUUCCAACCAGCAGUUAAGAUUUUUUUUUUUAGACCAGUGAUGCUGCUCAUCGGGCAUUUAACCUGCCUGCACUGACCCUGAGGAGGGGGAGCUGCGUUCUACCUGCUGCCAGGGAGACUCACCUGCUCCAGGCUGCCUGGCUGAGGCCCGGCCUCCUCCCUGGGGCUGGCAGAGCUCUGCCCCAGCUCCACUUUGUGAGGAGGAGGAGAACAGUGAAGAUGAAGAUGAUGAUGUGACCAGCUGCAGGCUCGGGCCUGUGCAGCUCUCGGCCAGGUGGUGAACUGGAAUCUGACCAUUAAGCUUUCAGAGGUGUUAAUUAUUUGCCAUAUACUUGAAUGUAUGAGCUUAUUUAUUUUUUACAUGUGCAUUUGCUAAUGUCAUUUUAAUGGGGAAUUUCCAACCCACAGGUACUUUUUUUUCUAAAAAAUAAUCUGCCAAAUGAAUUAAUAUAUUAGAAAUGAAUACAGCGCAAGGGGAAGGGGAGGUUGUGCUUAAUAAAUAUUUGUGUCUAA
This is a messenger RNA of Athene cunicularia (burrowing owl), 4780 nucleotides long. It is a transcript of the gene GPSM1, whose product is annotated as G protein signaling modulator 1. The transcript is spliced from 14 exons. The record is from RefSeq and is a predicted model, not a curated record. The coding region runs from base 777 to 2894 and encodes 705 amino acids. NCBI's taxonomy places the organism in Eukaryota, Metazoa, Chordata, Aves, Strigiformes, Strigidae. Gene Ontology annotation, molecular function: protein binding; GTPase regulator activity.